Molecule: messenger RNA, 1280 nt
Organism: Prorocentrum cordatum
Lineage: Eukaryota; Dinophyceae; Prorocentrales; Prorocentraceae
Source: the annotation of a GenBank genome assembly
GUAGUCGUGCUGCUCUCCGUCAUGCUGGUCCUCUUUGUGGUCAUGGUACCGUUUGUUCUGCUCGGCGCACUUAUGGUAUUUGUCGUGCUGGUACCCGUCACAGUGUUGCGGGGAGACCCGAUGGACUGGGAUGCAAUCGAGAAGGAGUUCAUGCCUGCAGGGAUGUGCGCACUGUGCUCGUCGGUGAAGUACAAGAACCAGUACGCGGUCGGGCAGUGGAGCCGGGACGACGGUCGCCGCGUGUGCCAGGUGUGCUUGGAAGGCAAGAAGAGCAGUGGCACGCCGUGGCAGUGCACGGAAUGCUUUCUGUGGAAGGGCCAGGAUGCGUUCCAUGCAUCCCAGCACCACAGCUCGAGACUCACGUCACGGCGUUGCGUGGACUGUCCUGAGAGGCGAAAGUGUUAUGUAUGCGAGGGCCGGAAGUACGAGGAGGCGUUCGUGGGUUUGCAGUGGGACAAGGCAGGGAACGCCCGAUGCAAAGGGGGAAUGUGCCGGGACUGCGAAGACGCGAAAACGCACCUGAAGUGUUCGCGCUGCGGCCAGGAGAAGUUACUAGAUCAAUUUGCCAAAGCGGAAACUAUCAUCAGCGAGGAACCCACUUGCAAGGCUUGUAAGAGGUUGCAGAGAGAGGAGGAGAAGGCCCGUGCCGAAGAGGCAAAAGAGCGCGUGUGUUCCAACUGCGGAAUCCCCAAAAGGAGAACCGAGUUUUCAGAGUACAUGCUGAAGAACGCGCCGAAAGCGUCGAUGCAAUGUAGGGAAUGCGUAAACGCUGCAGCAGCAGAGCGGGAUCAGGCGGCGAGGAAGGACAUUAAAACUUGCGUGGUGUGCGAGAAGGCGCAACGGCAAGAUUGUUUUUCGGAUUGGAUGUGGAACGGCGUUGCAGAUCUGCACCGCAAGUGCAAGCGCUGCGUCGCUGCGCCGAAGAAGGACAUGAAAACGUGCGCGGUGUGCGAGAAGGCGCACCGGCAAGAUUGGUUUUCUGAUUGGAUGUGGAACGGCGUGGCAGAUCUGCAUCGUAAGUGCAAGCAGUGCGUCGCUGCAGGGAGGAAGGAAGUGAGAACGUGUGUAGCGUGCGAGAAGGCGCAACAGAAAGAUUGUUUCUCUGAAAAGAUGUGGGACGGCAGGGCAGAACAACACCGCAAGUGCAAGCGAUGCAUCGACGACGCGAAGCUGCAGCGCGGGAAGUGGAAAUGUGUUGAAUGCAAAGGCGCUUUCGGCAGGGACGAAUACAGCAGCUGGUUGGCCGGGCGAACGACGCAGAAGGCGGAUGGGAAGCAAAG